This is a messenger RNA of Rhincodon typus (whale shark), 2436 nucleotides long. RefSeq names its product protein polyglycylase TTLL10-like. The coding region runs from base 147 to 2360 and encodes 737 amino acids. NCBI's taxonomy places the organism in Eukaryota, Metazoa, Chordata, Chondrichthyes, Orectolobiformes, Rhincodontidae. The transcript has 11 exons. The record is from RefSeq and is a predicted model, not a curated record. Gene Ontology annotation, biological process: protein modification process.
CCUACCUCCUCAUUGGGGGACGAAGAUGGGGCAGCAGAAGAAAAGAUUGAUAUUGAAGAUUUAAGCCAAGAAAAGCUAAGAACAGGAAGUAGGCAGAGAAGAAACAUCAACAGAAAUAUUUAGAAGGAUUACAACUGCACCAUGUGAUGCUGCAGAUUCUCAGAAUGAACCCUUACUCUCCAGACAAACAGAGUGAGGAUGAACUGAAGUCAAUCAAAAGAUGUGACUCUGCUUUGAGGAUAAUUGCAGAUGUUGAAGAGAACCUCAAUAAUGACAUGAACAAUGUGCCAGCCAAAGAAAUAAUUUGUGUGAUUAAUGACACUGGUAUAAUCAACAAUUGGACAAGUAAUAGCACUGAAAUGCAAAGGAACCAAUGUUUACCAGAAACAGUCAAUACAUACACAGAAAGAAAUGGAACGUGGGAGGACAAAUCAGAGACGACAGCAGUAAAACUGCAGAAGGAGAAUAAAAUGCCACUACUGAAUCAAGCAGUACAGGCUAUGUUCUAUCGAGCAGUAGGAUUUUCAAAACCCAGGAAAGGCGUUGAUACCUCACAAUGCAAAUUGGAAAAUGCAACGUCUCGUAACAGUAUCUGUCAUCUCAAAGCAAGAGGUGACGUGAGCAGCAGGCCUAACAAAUCCAAGAAGGUGGAUGACUACAAAAGUUUCAGGCCCAUCUUCUAUGCCUCAGGCACAAAUGGAACUGACCUAGUUAUCAGCUUUUGUGAGAACAGGGGCUGGAAGCAAAUUUAUGACAAUGACAGAGCUGAUUACUUAUUAAAAUGGUGUGAAAUUAAUACACCGACCAACUUUCAAUACUUUCAAGAAGGUAAACAGCUAUUAAACCAAAUCCCGAACAAUAAACUUCUGACUACAAAAGUUGGCCUCUGCUCUUCCCUGAAGACCUAUGAUCAAUUAGUAACUAAACGUACAAAGAGUAUAUAUCCCAGAGUUUUGAAAAUGGAGGAGUUUUAUCCUGAAACAUAUCGCAUGGAUGUGAAAAGUGAACGCCUGGCAUUCUUUGAAAUUAUGGAAGAUGUACCGAUUUGGAUUUCAAAACCUGCUGGAUCAAAUUUGGGUAAAGGAAUAUUUCUCCUGAAAAGCCAGGAAGACUUCCUGGACUUCCGUGCAAAACUGGAAAGCAUAGAGAAGGAUACUUCGAGUAACAUGUAUUGUUAUGGUUUCCCAAGCAACAGAAUAAUACAACGGUAUUUACACAAACCUCUACUUCUGGAAGGUCGAAAGUUUGAUAUUCGCUCCUACCUCCUGAUUGCCUGCACCUCACCUCAUAUGAUCUUCUUUCGCCAUGGUUAUGUCAAAUUGGCAUGCAACAAAUAUGAUCCAUAUUCUGAUGACCUGACAAGUCACCUGACAAACCAGUUUGUACAAAAAAAGAACCCACUUUACAGCGAGAUGAAGGAGGAUACAGUCUGGUCCAUGGAGCACUUGAAUGACUAUAUUAAUGAGCAUUACAUGGAAGAAAUGGAUCUGCCAAAGGACUGGGUCUUCACAGUUUUUGAGAAGAGAAUGCAGAAAAUCAUGCUACAAUGUUUCUUCGCUGUCAAGGGAAAACUAGAAUGCAAACUGGGCUACUUCAACCUUUUGGGCUGCGAUUUUAUAGUUGAUCAAAACUUCAAGAUUUGGUUACUGGAGAUGAAUGCCAAUCCGUCCUUACAGAGACACUGUGAGGUUCUCAAAACAGUCAUCCCUAAUUUAGUGUACGAAGCUCUUGAUGUGGUACUUGAGAUAUUCAAAAAAUGCAGUAAAGGAUUGCAUGUCUUGCCACUUCAGUCACAAAAAGAGUUUGUUCUGAUAUACAAUGGGGAUCAUCAGGAAAAGCUUACAAGGUCUAUCCCUAGGAUAGAAAGCAAUGCAUCAUCAACCAUUCUUAAACAACCUUGCCAUGUGGCUAUGGGUUCUGUAAAAUGCACUGAGAACAAUCCCAUGCAAAAGUCUAUGGCUUCUUCAAAUCCUGUAGUUGCUUCAGCAAAAAUGCUUCAGAACAAACUUUCUUUGGUACCUUACACAAAGCUGCCAGUCAUUUCACUAGCAGGGAAACAGAGUACAUUGAAGAAUAACUUUCCAGCAAAUCUCCAACUCGCUGUAACCUCCUCUGGUGAACAGGAUCAACUAAACUUCAACAGAGAUAUAGGUGCUUUCAGAAAAAUACCAAUGACCAGACAGUUAAAACCCUUAGUCACCAAGAAUCUACAUUCUAGUUCCCAACCACGGCAAAUGAGCAAUUCCUUGUUGGUCAGGAGUGCCUUUCACCCACGGUACAUCAACACGAUGGUUGCAAAAUCAUCUGAGGUGAAGAUGAGCUCCAAAGAGAACAAAACACCAUCUGGUGAUGCAGUCUAGUCAGCUAUGAUAAGAAUGGAAAAUCACAAGGACUACAUAUCCAUUAAGUGCCAACUUAGUGUCUGCUUGGCCAGAG